CUUCAGUCGAACCGCGACCACUGCGCAGGGCACACGACCGCGCCGUAUCGACCGCCCCUAGCGCGUAUAAACAACAUCGCAAUCGGUUACCGAAUCCUAAUCCAAUUGUUUUAGAAGAGUAAUCUGUAAUUUAAAAAUCUGGAACGUGCAAGGACUAAGGAGACUGGAGAUAUCGCAUAUCUUUUUGAGUAUCGUCAUAAGAAUAGUUGAAAGUUAUAAUUUAAACGAAGUAGAUGAGUGUCCGGACAAUAGUGAAUAAAUAGUGUGGUAUAACGAACACAAACCAGUGCAAAAUGGCGAUGGAUACGAUGGCAGUGGAGAUGCCCGACCUAUCGGCGCACGCGCCUCCUCCUCCUGUAGAAGAAACGCCAGAAGAGAAAUACGAGCGUCUGCUUCGGCGCGCGCGCACCGAGGACUUAAGCGAGGUGUCGGGCAUCGGCUGUCUUUACCAGAGCGGCGUGGACCGGCUCGGCAGGCCCGUCGUCAUCUUCAUUGGGAAGUGGUUCCCUAUUGGAGACAUCGACCUUGAUAAGGCCUUGCUAUACCUGAUCAAGCUGCUGGACCCGAUCGUGCGCGGCGACUACGUCAUCGCGUACUUCCACACGCUGGCGUCAUCCGCCAACCACCCGCCCUUCUCGUGGCUGAAGGAGGUCUACACCGUGCUGCCUUACAAAUAUAAGAAGAACUUGAAAGCGUUCUACAUCGUUCACCCCACGUUUUGGACAAAAAUGAUGACGUGGUGGUUCACGACGUUCAUGGCGCCGGCGAUCAAGGCGAAGGUGCACAGCCUGCCCGGCGUCGAGUACCUGUACUCCGUCAUGGCGCGCGACCAGCUCGAGCUGCCCGCCUUCGUCACCGAGUACGACAUGACGAUAAACGGCCUGCACUACUUCCAACCUGAUACCAACAACACGUAAGCCGCAGCAGUGAUCCACAUUUAUCAAAUAAACUACCAAUUAAGAUAAUAUUUCGUGUGGCAACAUUGUUAAUGUCAUGAAGAACUACUAAAAUAUAUUACCUGGCAACACUGUAAGUUGUCAUUGCCAAACGGACUAAUGGAACGUUUCUUGUUAUAAAUUAUUAACAAAAAUCCUGCUUAUGUAUCAAUGACCUUUGUGAUCAUUUAAAUAUCAGCUAUGAGAUUGAAUAGAUAUAAAAUAUAUCUGUACCAAAUGUAUAAAUGAAGAGUUUAUAGAAAAGUACACGCUUUACUAAGUAUCGUUAGGUACGAUUGGAUGUAGCAAGAUACAUUACCAUAAGGCGUUGGCAACUGUCUGUUGCUGUGACCAAACCGAUGUCCGUAAUAUUGUACGAACGACGGCACAUCGAACUGAACACUGGGGCAUCUUAUUUAGUUGUGAUAGGUGCUAUUCUGCAACAAAAAUGGACAGUUUGAUGUGCUGGCGACUGCGUUCGACCCGAGCGGAUACGGGUCGGAGUAUAUCACUGUUACAGUUACGACCCGAGCGGAUAUGGGUCGGAAUAUAUCGCUGUUACAGUUGCGACUCGAGCGGAUAUGGGUCGGAAUAUAUCGCUGUUACAGUUACGACCCGAGCGGAUAUGGGUCGGAAUAUAUCCCUGUUACAGUUGCGACCCGAGCGGAUACGGGUCGGAAUAUAUCGCUGUUACAGUUCCGAGUGACAUCUCCGAUCGACAUUAAACGCAAUAAUAUCAGUUUUACUAAUUACCGUUUUUAAUAGAGUUUUGUAGCCAAAGUUGAUCGAAGAUUUCACUCGGAAUCAUGAGGUUGUUGAUAGUAUCGUGUAACUUAGUAUUAGCAGUGCAUUUUUAUAUUACGUGACUGUAACGAGAUAACGUUAAGUUUCGGGCGUUUGUAUUGUAGUCCCGGAACGACAAACCCCGGGGUGUCAAAUCCAAUUUAUGGUGUCUAACUUUUUUACUUUAGGUUUUUAGUCGUCCGUAAUGGACUUUUAUUUAGUUAUUUCACGGUGUGCUAUUUUGUACGACGUACUUAGAACACGGUUUGAUCAUUUACUUGACUUACAUUUCAAAUCCUGUGACAGGGUAUUCAUUUAACGUCAAUAGUUUUGUUCAAUACGAAUAUCAAUCGCGUAGUUCUCAUAAUUAUUAGUUUAAGGAGAGACGGUUGGCCUGUGGUGGCUAGUUGUACUAUGUUUUUUACAAAGGUGCUUGAUGAUUUUGCGAAUGAGAUUUUUAUUUUUACAUUAGGUGUUCGACGAAUAGGCUUAAAGUUAGUAUCGGUGUAAAUACGCUGUUGAAUUUUUUCAUUGUAAUCGUAAAAGUGUGCCACGACUUCGUAGUGGUUUGUACGAAGCAAUUACGAUGUACUAAAACAUUAGUUACAAAAUAAUAAGCAAUGUUACAAUUUGCUCGAUUCUGAGACUGUUGUAUGUUACUAAAAUUUGAAUAGAUUAAUAAAAAUAAUAACAUGAUAACACUGUCAAAAAACCGUUAACAUUUAAAUUGCAAAUCACUAAAGUCGUUCUCUCUUUCCAUUCUUCUUAUUUUCCCUAGCCCUUUUUCCCAUUGUUUGGGAUCAGCUCUUCUUGUUUUAAGACGGUAUUACAGUCUGUCCUGGGUUGCCUUUCUUAUUAUUUGGCAGUUCUGAGGCCUGUGUAAUGUGUCUUACCAAUAAUUAAAGAAUGAAAUAGCCACCGUCUCAGAAUUGGGCCCAACACGCGGCACAGGACAAAGCAGUUUGCUAGAGCACCGGUAGACGCGGCGAUUCUAGUCGACGUACAGUUUCACUAUUUGCUCCAUUAUAUGAUAAACGUUGUUAUUUCUAGUUAUAGAAGUCGAUUUCCCAUAAAUAUUUACACAUUUUUUACCUAUCAAUUUCAAUAAUAGAAAUAUGUUUUUACAAUGUUCUGUUUAAAUGUAUUAUAAGUUUUGGUAGUGUUGCCAAUUAAUGAUAAAUACCACUGCCACAUUUCAAAGUUAUUGUCGGUAAUCGGUAUAAUUGUAGCGUAGUAUGGCAAGGGACAGAAGACUGCUAUCGCAGGACUUCUUCCUACGUCGUUAUGAAUCUGAGGGAUCCCAUCCUAUGGUGUUCACCAUUGCGACGGGACCCAAUAAAGCCUAUAAUGUAAAAAGUAACUAGCUACCGUGACGCUUAGCGCAGUAGCAAAUUAGCAAUAGAAGCUAACGAAAUGCAAUAUUUUAUUACGAUUGUAUACAAGACCACAUCGCAAUGAGCUGAACGAAUGGUACAAAAUACAGUGGAUAUUGUUAUAGAAGCAGUAUAUUUUUUCUACAGUUUAACCUAAUCAUUGUGCCACCUACUUUACCCUUUUCAGUGAUUGAAUAUUUGUAGUGUUAAAACGUUGACGCAAUAUUGAAAUGUGUGAUUGUCUAUUGUUGUUAAUGCUGUAUUGUGUAAUUAAACUUUUAAUACAGUCGUAUUUUUGUAAGUUAAGUCAUUUUCCAUAAAUCCGUUAAAAUUUUUGUCUUACUGGUCAAGAGUAAGUUGAGAUGGAAAUUAGCAUUGUAUCAGUUAAGGAACCCAAAAAUCGUUGAAAUUGUAUAUCCUACAACCAUUUUUUAAUGAAUUAUUGCACUUUUAAACAAAAGAUAUAUCAACAAGGCCUUAGAUGUGUUAACUAUUGUUACUUUAUUAUACUCAUAAUAAUUCUUAGGUCGCAAAUUUUAUUGCUGUUAACACGUGAAUCUAAAGAUCCAGUGUAAUUACCAUGUUCAACAAAUAAAAUGCUAAUUUAGGUGUUA
Molecule: messenger RNA, 3705 nt
Organism: Ostrinia furnacalis (Asian corn borer)
Lineage: Eukaryota; Metazoa; Arthropoda; Insecta; Lepidoptera; Crambidae
Gene: Gdap2
Product: ganglioside induced differentiation associated protein 2
Exons: 7
Coding region: 294-917 (207 amino acids)
Source: RefSeq, a predicted model, not a curated record